AUGGAUUCUGAUUAUACAGAUGUAACCAAUAGAAUUGGUGAGUCCACAUUUAGGUUAGUAUGGGAUAACUUGGCAUACGCCCAACUGUGGGAGCAAUUGAGGACAAGAGAUGAGCAAGUUGAAUGGCAGGGCCAAACGUUACAAAUCAUCGAAGGUAAACCACCCCAUAAACUGAGUAACGACGAUGAUGGUGGAAACGAAAACGACCAUGGGAUAGAAUAUGUACUUCCCAUUGAGAUGUCGCAGUACAAGGCUGGAAAGUUGACGUUCAAAUGUCUAGAUCUUAUAUUUGAUCAGCUAUGCCCGCCAGAUGCCAGGAGAAUUACACUGGCAUUAGCUAAUUCUGAUGGUACCGUAAUGUUUUAUUUUGUCUAUAAGGGUAUACAUAAACCCAAGAGGAACUAA
Molecule: messenger RNA, 405 nt
Organism: Zygosaccharomyces rouxii
Lineage: Eukaryota; Fungi; Ascomycota; Saccharomycetes; Saccharomycetales; Saccharomycetaceae
Gene: SEN15
Product: Sen15p
Exons: 1
Coding region: 1-405 (134 amino acids)
Biological process (GO): tRNA splicing, via endonucleolytic cleavage and ligation; tRNA-type intron splice site recognition and cleavage
Cellular component (GO): tRNA-intron endonuclease complex
Molecular function (GO): nucleic acid binding
Source: RefSeq, a predicted model, not a curated record